This is a messenger RNA of Musa acuminata AAA Group (dessert banana), 614 nucleotides long. RefSeq names its product large ribosomal subunit protein eL30. Bases 87 to 425 code for a protein of 112 amino acids. Gene Ontology annotation, molecular function: structural constituent of ribosome; RNA binding. Lineage: Eukaryota; Viridiplantae; Streptophyta; Magnoliopsida; Zingiberales; Musaceae. The transcript has 5 exons. Gene Ontology annotation, cellular component: cytosolic large ribosomal subunit. The record is from RefSeq and is a predicted model, not a curated record.
AAACAAAAGAAAAAGAAAACCCUAGGGUUUUCCGCCGCGGCCACGGAGACCGUCUCCUCCCCCUUUGACACCUUCAAUCCUCGGCCAUGGCGCCUGUCAAGAAGGCGAAGAAGAGCACUGAGAGCAUAAACAACAGGCUCGCUCUCGUGAUGAAGAGCGGGAAGUACACCCUCGGGUACAAGACAGUCCUUAGAUCCCUCCGCAACUCCAAAGGGAAGUUAAUUAUAAUUGCUAAUAACUGCCCUCCACUUCGCAAGUCUGAAAUCGAGUAUUAUGCAAUGUUGGCAAAGGUUGGAGUGCAUCAUUUCAGUGGCAGUAACGUUGAUCUUGGAACAGCCUGCGGCAAAUACUUCCGUGUAUGCUGCCUCAGCAUUAUUGAUCCUGGUGACUCCGACAUUAUCAAGAGCAUUCCUAGAGAACAAUAAGAGAAGCACAAAACAUAUGCUGGCUCAUAUGUUUGACCUGGGCUUAUCAGUAUUCCGAAUCUGGUUUGUCUUUAAAAUGUUGCUAAAUGAUAUCGCUGUCGAGAAUAUAUAUAUAUAUAUAUAUAUGACAUGUUUGUUUAAUCAUGCCUUGUUGUCAUAUAUAUAUGACUUUAAAAUGUUGUUUCCUUA